Messenger RNA from Gopherus flavomarginatus (Mexican gopher tortoise), 2716 nucleotides. It is a transcript of the gene EGFL7, whose product is annotated as EGF like domain multiple 7. Gene Ontology annotation, biological process: anatomical structure development. The transcript has 11 exons. The record is from RefSeq and is a predicted model, not a curated record. Bases 754 to 1590 code for a protein of 278 amino acids. Gene Ontology annotation, molecular function: signaling receptor binding; calcium ion binding. Gene Ontology annotation, cellular component: extracellular region; cell surface. Lineage: Eukaryota; Metazoa; Chordata; Testudines; Testudinidae.
CUGCUCUCUGAGCUCGUUAUCAGUGAGCAACACACACAGGAAGUCCUGUCUGGGAUUGUCCAUUCCAAUCCUGAUUUAUACAGGAAGAAAAGCAUAAAAAGCCUCCCUUCCACCUCUAAAGGGACCUCCUGCCUGCCUGCAGCACCAGUGACCAGCCAUGCUGGGGAGGCACAAGAGAGGAGCAGAUGCAGCCAGCUGGGGAGGAAAGGCCUUGGCCAUGCAGCAGCGGCAGCAAACAGAAGCAGAGGUGGCCACUGGGUUGUGGACAGUUGCUUGGAGCAGGAGAAGGUGGGCCAUUUCCCAUGGCCGCUGCAGAGGGACACAGAGAGGAGGCGAGGACGUAGCAGGAUGCAGCCAUGGUGGUGGGAUGAAUUCACUAAGCAAAGAAUAAAAGAACAAGGAAUUGUAGGUGAUGAGCUGAUGGGCAAGCUUUUGACACUCUCUUCAUCGGCCAUGGGAAGCUGACUGCAUGAGUCAGCAACACAGAUAUAGUGGCUGGACUCAGACCCUGUCCCCCAUCAUUAAAUCUGGAUCUACUGUGGAUCACAGCAGAAUUAGCAGUGGGUAAGAAAUCAUGGGGCCGUUUAAAGGAAGCAUCCUCCAUUCAUGACAAAUGACUGAUUUCAACAGAUCAGGGUUCCCCACUGAAGAGACACAUGCAGUAAGAGCCAGUGCUUCCCAUCAAAGAGUGACACCCCUUCAUGCCACACAAUAUCACACAGCAGGAAAGAAGGAGCCGGCAGAGGGCAGGAAAUGCAGAGAAUCAGCUGCCUCCUCACGGGAUUUGUCUUAAUCCUUGGUGUGACCAGCGCUGAGUGUUUUGCCCGGUCAGGCCGCAGGGUGUGCUCUGCAGAGAUGCAGAACAGAGCCGCUUCGUAUGUGGAGUCCCACGUGCAGCCUGUCUACCAGCCCUACCUCACAACGUGCCAGGGACACCGGCUCUGCAGUACGUACAGAACCACAUACAAGGUUGCCUAUCGCCUGGCCUACAGGAGAUUUUCCCAGCCCAUCUAUAUGUGCUGCCCUGGAUGGAGACGGGCAAACAGCCACGCAGUCGGAUGCAGCAAAGCCAUUUGCAGGUUGCCUUGUCAAAACGGCGGGAGCUGUUCAGCCCCAGACAGAUGCACCUGCCCCCCAGGAUGGAUGGGGAAAUCCUGCCAGACAGAUGUGGAUGAAUGCGCUGGCCCGAGCCACGGCUGCAGCCAGCAUUGUGCCAACACGCCUGGGAGCUACGGAUGUGCCUGUCGGGCUGGGCAAAGGCUCUCCGCCGAUGGGAAAUCAUGCCAGGCUUCGGACCCACCCACUGAGACGGAGGCCUCCCCCGCCCUCAACCGAUCAGGCGGCUCCAGUGAAAUGAAGGAAGAAGUGCAAGCCCUCCGCAGCCGGGUGGAAGUGCUGGAGCAGAAACUCCAGUUAUUGUUGGCUCCAUUCCAUAACCUCAUGCCAUCCGCAGCAGAUGACAUCAGCACAGACCCCAUCAGCCAGCUGUUCUACUCCCUGCGGCAGCUGGAUAGAAUUGAGUCCCUGAGUGAGCAGAUCUCCUUCCUGGAGGAGCGACUGGAGACAUGUUCAUGUAAGAAUGGACGCUAAUAAUAAUGAGAGGAGCAGCACUUCACGCUGGGAGCAGAGUGAAUUGGUAACCCUGGAUUUCCUAUCUCAGCACCCCUUGACCCAGCCUGCCGAAAGAGGCCACGAUGCCUUCCGCACGACAUGGGAAGGAGCCAUAAAGAGCUUAUUUUGAUACGAAGGGCCCUAGUGUGCUUUUCGAAGAAUUAAGCUGCUUGGAGACUGAUUUUAAAUUGGACUUAGGUUAUGGCAAAGUUGUAUGAGAUGCUUAGGGUUAUAACACUUUCUUCCAAGCACUUGGCCAGCUGGCACAGCAUCAGCCAGUGCCAUACAAGAGACUUGUUAAAAGCAAAACCAUGUGGUGCUUAAUUUGUUUGUGACUGUAAGUGAGGUGAAACCCUGGGCCAACAAUUAAUCGUGUGGUACAGCAGCAUGAAAUGAGCUGUGCAAGCAGCAGCUCAUUUAGCUUAGAAGCCUACGUUCUUAGAGAACUAUAUAGUCAGACUUUGCUCUUGCUAACACCCAGGGGAAAGUUUUGCCUAACCCCACAUUAUUUCACUAUUAGAGCAGGGAGGAGACAGGAGGGCUGGAUUCUGCUCUUAGGCUUUUCCACCAACUCCUUUUUACACAUGCCUGAAAUUCAAACAGAUUCAAAAUGGACCAAGUCAAAUCUGGUCACUAAAACCUUCCCCUGAAGGGAACUAGUAUACAUUCUCCCUUUGAAAUGCUGGGGGUGGGGGAGGAGGAGGAGAAAGAGGAUAGAGAUAAUCCCUUUGCUUUUUAAAAAAUUGGCUUCAUAUACACACUGAAACCUGGCCCACUUGCUUGUCUAUGUGACAAAAUAACCAGCUAGUUUUGCCAGCUAAACCAGGCUUUGCUCAGACUGGAACUAGGAGUGGCAGAACAGCUGUAUUUAAAGUAGGAACGGAUGCACAUUGCCAGGUUGCUGUGGGCAAAGCCUGCAGUGCUCAUGCCUCUUUGCAUGGUUAGCUUAAGGCUGCUGGAGGAAGGAUCCUAAUGUUUUUAGAGAACUAAUGAGUCUUCUAUGGUACAACGCUUUCCUACUUGUAAACAGCCAGAGACUUGAGGUCUAUUAGCCAAGCACUGUGUAGGGUGGCGCAGUUUUUGUAUUAAAGUUAUGUCCUGUACA